This is a messenger RNA of Lolium perenne, 2134 nucleotides long. RefSeq names its product F-box/LRR-repeat protein At3g03360. Gene Ontology annotation, molecular function: protein binding. Lineage: Eukaryota; Viridiplantae; Streptophyta; Magnoliopsida; Poales; Poaceae. The record is from RefSeq and is a predicted model, not a curated record.
CUAAGCAAAAUACGGCCUAAUAGUGGCCUACGCGCGGUAGUGCCGGUGGUGGUGCAGUGUGUCGGCGCAGACGGCGCCGACGCUGUCAUGGACGAGUUUCACGCGGCGAACGCGGGCCUCCCGACGGGCCGCCUCGUAUUCGUGGACCUGGCGGACGGCUCCUCCCGGCGGAAGCGAGCUCGAGCCUCCGCAGCGCUGACGGCCUUGGUCUGCGCGAGGACAGCCUCCUCCUCGUAGCUGUCGUGGACGUAGUCCCCGGCGGAGAUGGUGGGCGACCACGCGGGGACGAGGUCGUCGUCCUCGAUGCUGUCCGCGACGGGAGCCCUGGCCCGUAUGAAAACGGCCGUAGGGUCUGGUUGGUGGUUUCUUACCCCUACUCUGUCUCUCCCCCGACUUUCACACUGGCCGGCGGCGCCGACUUGGUUUCGUCCCUCCCUCGCAAGUUGAUUUGGAUACGGAAGGUGUUUGAGGUAGGGCGGGAUCAGCUACCGGAGCGCGGCGUCCACUUGAGUUUAAGUAGCAGAGCGAGAGACGCUCCCUAGGAAAAGUAGCAGAGGGAGAGACAGAGGAGAACGGAAACUUCGAGGGCACAGUCAAUCAUCCGGCCAUGGGGCUGCUGGCGCUGAAUCGGCUCAUGUCCAUGCAGCGGGAGCAGAUGAGGAAUCGCAACUACAGCCAACCACAGAAUGGCUCGAGAAUUGCUUCAUCAUUAACUAAAAGAAACAGCUCACCCUGCCGACAAAAGGAUGAUAAUUCUCAUGGUGGCACAAAAGUAAGAUAUGCAGGGCCAUACCUUCCAGAGGAAAUCUGGCAUCAUAUAUAUUCCCUAGUGCCAAUGAGAGAUGCUGCCAGGGCUGCCUGUGUGUCUCAUGCCUUUCUACGCUCCUGGAGAUGCCAUCUGAAUCUCGCCUUCACCAAAGAAACUAUGUGCUCAAAAGACAAAUUACGCCACUGGACAGGGGGUGUGGAUGAUAAAAGAGACAGAAGAGAGUAUAACAACAAUAUUGAACGUAUCCUGGCAAACCAUAGAUGCACUGGUGUGAAAGCUUUGGAGCUUGAUUUCUAUGGCCCUUACAAUACCAAAUCUUAUAAUCGUCUCAAUAGUUGGCUACAGAUUGCUAUGACACAAGUCACCAAAGAACUUACCCUUUCAGUGUUGUCAGACAAGUCAAAAUACGACUUCCCUUGCUCACUUUUAUCUCAUAGGAGUGGAAACACAAUUCGGUAUCUCAGCCUUGAUCAUUGUGCCCUGCGCCCUACUGUUAACCUUGGUUUGAGAUGCCUUACAGAGUUGGAACUGUAUGAAGUGCGAAUUACAGGGGAUGAGUUAGGGCGCCUUCUUUCCAGUUCAUUUGCUUUGGAAAAAAUGAAGCUCACAUACUGUUAUGAUAUAAUUCGCCUCGAGAUACCUUGCCUGCUGCAGCGGCUCAGCUAUCUGGAGGUGUUUGAAUGCUCGAGUCUUCAAGUUAUAGAGAACAAAGCCCCAAAUAUCUCCAGCUUUGACUUUGCAGGUGGUGAAGUACAACUCCCGCUUGCAGAGUCACUGCAAGUGAAGAAGCUCAAGUUGUACAUAGGUGUGUUAUCAGUUAUGCUAUCGACAAGCUCCCGUCCAGUGUGCCAUAUCUUGAGACUCUGACCUUAUGUUCUCGUUGUGAGAUAGUCAAUGUACCGAUGGUAACUAAUAAAUUUCUCCACCUCAAGGAGUUAAAUAUUUCUAUCUGUGGAUGGAGCUCCAACCAGGAAUAUGAUUUUUUAUCAUUGGCUUCUUUCCUUGAUGCUUCUCCUACCUUGGAGAUUUUUGUCUUGUCUGUAUCAGUGGCGUCGAAGUAUGACUUGAUUGUUGGAGAUCCCUCAAAUCUGAGGCAAAUUCCGGAACACCGCCAUGACAAGCUCAAAAUUGUGAAGAUCACUGGUUUCCGCCCCCAGAAGAGCUUGGUUGAGCUAACACGACAUAUUCUAGAGAGUGCAACAUCACUUAAGUUCCUUAUGUUAGACACUAUUACUGUAAGUUGAGAAAGACUCUGAGGCUUACUGGUUAGUACAUGUGAAGUUGUACUAAACAGCCAGAGUUCGAGACUCACCACCUCCUAUAUCAAAUACAACGGUGGUUCCUCCCAUUGUUGGUUUCAUCUUU